This is a messenger RNA of Panthera uncia (snow leopard), 2111 nucleotides long. It is a transcript of the gene SMARCB1, whose product is annotated as SWI/SNF related, matrix associated, actin dependent regulator of chromatin, subfamily b, member 1. Gene Ontology annotation, molecular function: transcription coregulator activity. The transcript has 9 exons. Gene Ontology annotation, biological process: chromatin remodeling; regulation of transcription by RNA polymerase II. NCBI's taxonomy places the organism in Eukaryota, Metazoa, Chordata, Mammalia, Carnivora, Felidae. The record is from RefSeq and is a predicted model, not a curated record. The coding region runs from base 702 to 1808 and encodes 368 amino acids. Gene Ontology annotation, cellular component: nucleus; nuclear chromosome.
CGCGCGUUGCGUCAGGGCGGGGUGGGGCCUGUCUGGCUCCGCCCCGCGCACGUCGGCUGUCUGGGAUUACUUACUCAUUUCGUCUUGGUGGGGGUCGCCCAUUGCUGCCAGGGCUUAGGGCACUGCGAGGAGCCACUGGUUCCAUCCUGAGUUGGUACAGCUCCAGCCAGCCGCAGAGAAACGGGAUGUUUCGGUUAGCCCCUGGGGCGCCUGGAGGAGAGAUUUUGGAAGCUUCGCUUGUAUCCCUCCUCCACUGCUGCGUUUGGGAUCGUGAAAUCUCAGAUUGAAAACAUGGGGUUUACUGAUGUCUCAUCUCGCAAAGUGUUGGUUGCUGUUACUUACCAAUGAGGAAAUAGGGAGGAGGAUGGAUAUCCUGUUUUGGGUGGAUAAGGCCCCAGUCCCUGAGCUAGAUCAGUUCAGAACCAGUUGACGCUUUGGCUAUCUUGAAUUUAACUCAGAAUUAUGAGGAAAGGAUUCUAAAUAUCUUUGAUUCUUGACCAGAAGUGACAGCAUUUUUAUGAGUCAGCUGAACAGCUGAUUUUAAGAAAACCCUACACCUCGUCCUUCAAAGGGGAGUUUGUACUAAGUCUACUGUUUUUCCAGGUUGCUUCAAACUACCCCUUUUUGAUCCAAAAGCAAUCCCCAGCUAGUGUAUAUUCCUUUUUUUUUUUUUUUUUUUAAUUGUGGGAUAUGCAGUUCAGAUGUGCAAAUACCAAGCUGUAGAGUCUUUCCUGUAUAAUGAGGUGGGAAACUACCUCCGUAUGUUCCGAGGUUCUCUGUACAAGAGAUACCCCUCACUCUGGAGGCGACUAGCCACUGUGGAAGAGAGGAAGAAAAUAGUUGCAUCGUCACAUGGUAAAAAAACAAAACCUAACACUAAGGAUCAUGGAUACACAACCCUGGCCACCAGCGUGACGCUGUUAAAAGCUUCAGAGGUGGAAGAGAUUCUGGACGGCAAUGAUGAGAAGUACAAGGCCGUCUCCAUCAGCACGGAACCCCCCACCUACCUCAGGGAACAGAAAGCCAAGAGGAACAGCCAAUGGGUGCCCACCCUGCCCAAUAGCUCCCACCAUCUGGAUGCUGUGCCCUGCUCCACGACCAUCAACAGGAACCGCAUGGGCCGGGACAAGAAGAGAACCUUCCCUCUGUGCUUUGAUGACCACGACCCAGCUGUGAUCCAUGAGAAUGCCUCCCAGCCUGAAGUGCUGGUCCCUAUCCGGCUGGACAUGGAGAUCGACGGGCAGAAGCUGCGAGAUGCCUUUACUUGGAACAUGAAUGAGAAGCUGAUGACUCCUGAGAUGUUUUCAGAAAUCCUCUGUGAUGACCUGGAUUUGAACCCUCUGACAUUUGUGCCAGCCAUCGCCUCUGCCAUCAGGCAGCAGAUAGAGUCCUACCCCACAGACAGCAUCUUGGAGGACCAGUCAGACCAGCGUGUCAUCAUCAAGCUGAAUAUCCAUGUGGGAAACAUUUCGCUGGUGGACCAGUUUGAGUGGGACAUGUCAGAGAAGGAGAACUCACCAGAGAAAUUUGCCCUGAAGCUGUGCUCAGAGCUGGGGCUGGGCGGGGAGUUUGUCACCACCAUCGCGUACAGCAUUCGGGGACAGCUGAGCUGGCAUCAGAAGACCUAUGCCUUCAGUGAAAACCCCCUACCCACGGUGGAGAUUGCCAUCCGGAACACAGGCGAUGCUGACCAAUGGUGCCCACUGCUGGAGACUCUGACAGACGCUGAGAUGGAAAAGAAGAUCCGAGACCAGGACAGGAACACAAGGCGUAUGAGGCGUCUUGCCAACACUGCCCCAGCUUGGUAACCAGCCCGUCUGCGCAUGGCUCCCACGGAGCAUUGAGAAGAUCGGACCGCCUCUCCUUUAUCUUCUGGCAAGGAGGGAGGCAAAGGGGCAGGCCGGGGCCAUCCUGAGGAACAUGGGGUGUGGGGAGGGCUUCUGGUCACCCUCCCCUGGGCACAUUCCAUUUGUUGAGCCCAGUCCCCAUCCAAGUCUCUGGUCAGAAAGAGGCCUCGUUUUGGGUUAUGUUUUGUUUUUGUAUAGGAGCCCCAGGCAGGGCUAGCAACACUUUUUAAAUAAAAGACAACAGGUCAUGUUCCAUUUUUUCAA